This is a messenger RNA of Culex quinquefasciatus (southern house mosquito), 4082 nucleotides long. RefSeq names its product carnitine O-palmitoyltransferase 1, liver isoform (gene whd). The record is from RefSeq and is a predicted model, not a curated record. The transcript is spliced from 10 exons. Gene Ontology annotation, biological process: fatty acid metabolic process; carnitine metabolic process. Lineage: Eukaryota; Metazoa; Arthropoda; Insecta; Diptera; Culicidae. Gene Ontology annotation, cellular component: mitochondrion. Gene Ontology annotation, molecular function: carnitine O-palmitoyltransferase activity. Bases 464 to 2878 code for a protein of 804 amino acids.
CUUGCCGUCGCCAGUCUCGUUGCAGCAGUCGUUGUUGGUGGAGGUUUUUUGCUCAGAUUUUGUUUGUGCGCGCUCGGUUCCAACUCCGGUUCUCUAAUCCGAAGGAAAACUCAUUUGCGUCGGAACAUUACGGUGCAGUUUUUUUUUUCUUCUCAAUUCUUUCGCUUAAAGUGUUUCAGCGUGUUGCUUUAGCUUUGUGCUGGAUUUCAUUUCGUUUUCGGGAGAAUUCAAGUGUUUUGUUGUGAAUUAGAUUCCAAAUUUGGACCCGAUUAGCUCACUUCCGCGGUUCUUGUGACGUGGGUCUGGCCCGGGUUAUUUAUAGAUCCAGUUUCGUGUGGAGGCCGUUGAAGGUAAACCAAGAGUAAAAAAGGGCAACUGAAUCGCAAUAUUCCGGCAGAGCAUCAACUAGACGACGACUUGCCCCUGCCGGUAACCAUCUGACGACGUCGAGCGCGGCCGGGCCAUGGCUGAAGCCCAUUCAGCUGUCGCGUUCUCGUUCUCCAUCACCCACGAGGGAUGGCACCUGAACUACGACCGGGAGGUGCUGAACCUGGUCUGGGAGUCCGGCCUCCGGUCCUGGAAGAAGCGGCUCGCGCGGUUUCGGACCGGCGUCCGCAACGGAGUCUACCCCGCCCACCUUCAGAGCCUUUGGCUGGUGAUAGCGGUGGCGAUGGCACUCCACUUCACACAACGGCACGUUCCGUUCAACUUAGUUGGUAAAUUUUCAGCCCUACUACCGGGAGAUACCGUGGGCUACCAAGUGACAGCAUGCGGCCUGGCGGGGCUGUUCUUCUGGCUGUGCAUCUGCUACACGAUGCGGUACUCGCUGAAGCUGCUGCUCAUGUACAAAGGGUGGAUGUACGAGAAGCGAGCCCCGGGCAGUAAGGUCUCGCUGCCAACUCGGCUGUGGGCCCUGUGCGUGAAGGUGCUGGCCACGUGGAACAAACCGGGUCUGUACAGCUUCCAGGGAUCGCUGCCGCGGUUGCCCCUGCCGAGUGUGCAGCAGACAAUGACCAGGUACCUCCGGUCAGUGCGACCCCUGCUGGACGAUGCCAACUACACCCGCAUGGAGCGACUGGCCAAGGAGUUCCAGGCCGGAAUCGCGCCCAAACUGCAGCGCUAUCUGACGCUGAAGAGUUGGUGGUCCACGAACUACGUGUCCGAUUGGUGGGAGGAGUACGUGUACCUGCGCGGACGUGGCGCCCUCAUGGUCAACAGCAAUUUCUACGGAAUCGAUGCCAUUUUCACACAGCCCACCACCAUUCAAAGUGCCCGGGCUGCCAGUGUCAUCAAUAUGCUGCUGCAGUUCCGGCGGAUCGUCGAACGGCAAGAGCUGGAACCCAUUCUGGUGCAGGGGCUGGUCCCACUGUGCUCGUGGCAAUACGAACGUAUCUUCAACACCGUACGCGUGCCCGGCGUUGAAACUGACAAGAUUGUCCACUACCAGGACUCAAACCACAUCGUGGUGCUGUACCGCGGAUGUUACUACAAGGUCGUCAUCUACCACAACGGACGCAUCCUACGACCGUGUGAGCUGCAAAUCCAGAUCGAAGAGAUCCUCAACAGCAGUGACAAGCCGCAGGCCGGCGAGGAGCUGCUCGCGUCGCUAACCGCCGGAGAUCGUACCAAGUGGGCCAAGAUCCGCGAGUCGGUGUUCGCCAAGGGUGUCAACAAGACGUCGCUGCACCUGAUCGAGAGUGCGGCCUUCGUGCUGUCGCUGGACACGCUGCCGUUCGAGUUCGACAUGGCCCACCCCGAGAAGCUGGACCAGUUUGGGCGGUACUUGCUGCACGGCAACGGCCACGACAGAUGGUUCGACAAGAGCUUUACGGUGUGCGUCGGCAGCAAUGGACGGAUUGGCUUUAAUUCGGAGCACACUUGGGCGGACGCUGCUGUGAUGUCACACAUCUGGGAAAUGUUGAUCAUGGAAGAAACUCACCCGCGGGCUGAUGCACCUGUAAUGGCACACGUUUGGGAGAACAUUGUGGCGGAAGAGCAAGUCCAGAAACGAUACGACGAGAACGGCAACACUCUGGGCAUUCCCGAGUUUGAACCACCAAAGCCGAAGCGACUGGCGUUCGACCUGGACAAUCCGGUCGCGCUGGACGCCAUCCAGGAGGCUCAUCUGGGCGCCCAGCAGCUGCUGAAUGACGUCGACCUGCGCAUCUUCGUGCACGACGCGUACGGCAAGGGACUGAUGAAGAAGUGUCGCCUGUCGCCGGAUGCGUUCCUCCAGAUGGCGCUGCAGCUGGCCUACUACCGGGACGCGGGCAAGUUCUCGCUCACGUACGAAGCCUCGAUGACGCGGUUGUUCCGCGAGGGUCGCACCGAAACCGUGCGUCCGUGCACGAUCGAGUCGUCGGCCUGGGUGAAGGCGAUGAACGACGCGAGUGUGGGCGCCGAGGAGCGCGUCAAGCUGCUGAACGAAGCGUGCGAGCGGCACCAGCUGGGCUAUCAGGACGCCAUGUGCGGCAAUGGCAUCGACCGGCACCUGUUCUGUCUGUACGUCGUGUCCAAGUACCUGGAGGUGGAUUCGCCCUUCCUGAAGGAGGUGCUCAGCGAACCGUGGCGGCUGUCCACUAGUCAAACCCCGCACGGCCAGACCGCCAAGUUGGAUCUCAAGAAGCACCCGAACUGCAUCAGCGCCGGCGGUGGCUUCGGACCGGUCGCCGACGACGGGUACGGCGUGUCGUACAUCGUGGCCGGCGAGGACCUCAUCUUUUUCCACAUCUCGUCCAAGAAGACGUGCGGUUCGACGAGUUCGGAGCGGUUCGCCCAGCAGAUUGCGCGAGCCUUGGACGACAUGAAGCAGCUGUUUGAGCAGCACCGGGCACUGCAGGCGCAGAAGAAGGGUGUCACCAACGGAACGGCCAAGUAAAGGGGGGACCCUCUCGUGACAUAUCCACCGCGAAAGCCGCCUGUAACCUGUAACACACAGUGAAUCACAAAGUUUUCCCGUCUUUUUCGGUUCGUUUUUUUUUAUUUUUCUUCUCUGUCGUCUAGUUUAGUUCUGUUAUCACGCCAAGUAUUACCGCCUAGGUAGUGCUCGGUACACUUACGUAGCAUGUAUUUAUGAACUAACAUAACUUUUUAUUAGCCACACCGAUUGAGUAUCGAACCAACAUGUUAAGUUUCGAGGCGACUGUUGUUGAUGAUAUUAGCAUCGUAAUUCAUGUUUUCCCAUCUGAACAAUACAAACUCUUUUUAAAACUAACAACAACAACACCGAACUAUUCUGUCCAUCAGAGCCUAGAUCUAAUUAAAACCCGUUCAAAUCUGGUGGUUUCGAAACAUUUUGAAAGAGCAAACAAAACUAGUGUGAAACUGUAUUAGACUGUUGUUUAUAGAUAAUUUAUUAGUUUUGAAGACAAACAAAAAAGAACUGCAAUGUAAUCGUGUGAAAACAAAAUACUAAAACUGGAGGCAAUCAUUUUUUCCUGAAAUAAUAAGGUAAUUUUAGUGCAUUACGAAACCAACACAUAGCAGCAGUAGAACAUAUUUGUCAGUGAUAAUUGCAAAAGAGAGAAAAAAAAACCAUUAGUGAUAGUAAAAUUUCGUUCUGUUUUUGGUGAUUGAUUAACUUUUCCUUUAUCUUUAGCAAUCCUAGUUUUACAAAUUGUCUGUAGGUUUAGCAAACACACAACCCUUCCCAAAAUAAGACGACUAAAAAGCAUCAUCGAAAAUGUGCAUCCAAACCAAAAAAACAAACAAGUGCAGAUUUUUUUCUUUAUUUUUCAAAAAUCAAAAAAAAAAGUUCGGGUGUAAAACAGCCAAAGCCCCCUGCCUCAAAUUUAAAAAGGUAAAAGGGGGGGCACGAUUGAUGCAAUUAUCAAUGCAGCACUAGUGCAUGGAAGUAACGCGAGGAUAACUUUAGUGCAAAUGAUAUUUUAAUAGAAGCUACUUUUUAAGCAAGUGUAACGUUACAAACAUAGUGGAAUGUAUUUUGCCAAACGAUGAUUUUUUGUUUUGUUUUGUUUAGCAGGCUGAGCUGCCGGAAGAGAGCUAGCGAGCGAGCGGCAGGCUCGAAGAUGAACGUGCGUUAUUGUGAGAUUGGAUACAAAUAAAGAGUACUAAACUGUAAA